Molecule: messenger RNA, 375 nt
Organism: Caenorhabditis angaria
Lineage: Eukaryota; Metazoa; Nematoda; Chromadorea; Rhabditida; Rhabditidae
Source: the annotation of a GenBank genome assembly
UUGUUUGAAGUUGAGACGGAUAAGAAGAAAGUUGAAGAUCAAAAAUUGAAUGGAAAUGAAAUGACAAAAAGUCAAAAUGGUGAUGAAGAUCGAAAAUUGGGAAAAGAGGAAGUUAGUGUUGGAAUGAUCCUUCGUAGAAAUUUCGCCGAAAUUCGAAGAAUUGAAAUGGAGAAGAAGAUGAUCGAGUUGGAAGAAGCCAAAACUGGAAAGGGACAAAGAAAGAUGAAGAAGAAUUGCAAUAUGGUGUAUGUCAAAAGUGUAGAUUAUGAGGGUUGUAUAUCGCCAAAGUAUAUUGAGCAUAUUCAAAUGCUGAAGCGAAACAAGUUGGGCAUAUAUGCUUCUUCCAAACAACAUCCAAUCGAUCAAGGUUUUUAA